UGGCGCAGAUGCCAUGGAUGGCGGGCGGGAUGUUUGGUGACGUCAUUCGCUUAUCGAAUCGCGAGCGUUCCUAACGGCGAUUCUCGGAAACACGUUCAUUCGAUAGCCUCGAUAGCAGCCUGGAUGUGACCGUCUCGUUGUCUAACGCCGAGAGAACUGACGACGGGCUUUAAGCAAUAUGGCGAAGUGUGUCACGGGAGGCUUGGUGUAGACACGUAGUGUCGUUCGAAAGAUGACAGGUUCGCGGUAUGGGUUGAGAAUAAUGUAGCGGAGAAUAAUGUGCGAAUCGUGCGAAAGUAGACGUAAUCACGUGCAGGCGUAAUCGUGCUAAACGGUUUUUCGCGAUUGUGUGUGACAGCGAGAGAGUUACCGGUGUACAAAAGUCAUGGCUACGGAUAAAAUAAAGGUUGCUGUACGGGUCCGGCCGUUCAAUCGCAGAGAGCUGGAACUCUGUACGCAAUGCGUCGUCGAGAUGACGGGGCAGCAAACCAUCUUGCAACAUCCUACUACAAUGGACAAGAUUGAUCGGAACAAGCCGAAGACUUUCGCUUUCGAUCAUUGCUUUUAUUCCUUGGAUCCUGGAGCGGACAGUUUUGCGAGUCAAGAGAUCGUUUUCGACGCUUUGGGUCGUGAUAUUUUGGACAAUGCGUUUCAGGGUUACAAUGCUUGUAUAUUCGCCUACGGACAAACCGGCUCCGGGAAGUCUUACACGAUGAUGGGCAGUGGCGACAACAAAGGGAUAAUACCACGGUUGUGCGACAAUCUCUUUGAUAUGAUAGCGAAGCAGCAAAGUUCCGAGCUCACGUAUAAGGUUGAGGUCUCGUACAUGGAGAUCUACAAUGAAAAAGUGCAUGAUCUUCUGGAUCCAAAGCCAAACAAGCAAUCGCUCAAAGUCAGAGAGCACAAUGUCUUGGGGCCCUACGUGGAUGGGCUGAGCCAACUGGCGGUUACUUCUUUCCAGGACAUCGACAACCUCAUGACGGAGGGCAACAAGUCGCGAACAGUCGCGGCGACAAAUAUGAAUUCCGAAAGCUCCCGUUCGCAUGCUGUAUUCUCGGUAAUUCUCACGCAGACUCUAACGGACUCGAAGAGCGGAGUCAGCGGAGAAAAGGUCUCGCGGAUGAGCUUGGUGGAUUUAGCUGGGAGCGAAAGGGCUGUGAAAACUGGAGCAGUGGGUGAUAGACUUAAAGAAGGAAGCAAUAUUAACAAAUCUUUAACGACGUUGGGUCUAGUCAUUUCAAAGUUGGCGGAUCAAAAUUCCGGCAGCAACAAGAAGAAGGACAAUUUCGUACCCUAUAGAGAUUCUGUCCUUACGUGGCUCUUGAAGGAUAAUCUUGGUGGCAAUAGCAAAACUGUCAUGGUAGCCACAAUAUCACCGGCUGCUGACAAUUACGAGGAAACGCUAUCGACUCUCCGGUAUGCUGACAGAGCGAAGAGAAUAAUCAAUCAUGCUGUAGUUAAUGAGGAUCCAAAUGCUAGAAUUAUUCGUGAACUCAGACAAGAAGUUGAAACCUUAAAGGAAAUGUUGUUACAUGCAACAGGAUCGAUGAUUGUCGGCCAACAACGCACAGACAUCACGGAAAAACUGUCAGAAUCGGAACGACUGAUGAAGGAAAUGUCACAGACGUGGGAAGAGAAGCUAGUGAAAACCGAGAGGCUACAACACGAAAGGCAGCAGGCUCUGGAAAAGAUGGGAAUAAGCGUACAAGCGUCCGGUAUUCAAGUAGAGAAGAGUAAAUACUACCUGGUUAAUUUGAACGAUGAUCCAAGCUUGAACGAAUUAUUGGUUUAUUAUCUCAAGGAAAGGACCCUCGUAGGCGGUCGUUCAGCCAAAAGGGAACAGGAUAUUCAAUUGCAUGGCUUGGGUAUUCUACCGGAGCACUGCGUUAUCACGAUAGAAGAAUCAGGCCUGUACAUGAUACCAUUAAACGGUGCUCGAUGUUUCGUCAACGGUACGCAAGUUGUAAACAAGACUUUGCUACAGCACGGCGACAGAAUUGUUUGGGGAAAUCAUCAUUUCUUCAGAGUCAACUGUCCAAGAAGUGCUACAGCAAUUAAUAGCGAACCGCAAACCCCCGCUCAAAACAUCGACUACAAUUUUGCCAGAGAAGAGCUCAUGCUUAACGAAUUGUCCAACGAUCCAAUCCAGAGAGCUAUAGCAAGACUGGAGAAACAGCAUGAGGAAGAUAAGCAGGUUGCACUCGAGAAGCAGAGGCUAGAGUAUGAACGACAAUUUCAACAAUUACGCAAUAUAUUAUCUCCCUCUACGCCGUAUUCGCCUUACGUACCGUAUGAUCCUCUGAGAGGUAGUCAAAGUGGAAAACUUCCAGCUUGCACACCAACGACGCAAAUGCGCGUUGAAAAGUGGGCUCAGGAACGAGACGAGAUGUUCAAGCGGAGUUUGGGUCAAUUGAAGACAGAUAUUUUAAAGGCUAAUGCAUUGGUACAAGAGGCUAAUGUCUUAGCUGAGGAGAUGGGCAAACAGACAAAAUUUAGCGUCACUCUACAGAUUCCUCCGAAUAAUCUAAGUCCGAAUAGAAAGCGGGGCGCGUUUGUCAGUGAGCCCGCAAUUUUAGUGAAAAGGACGAAUAUGGGAAGUCAAGUUUGGUCCAUGGAAAAGUUAGAAAAUAAAUUAGUCGAUAUGCGAGACAUGUACGAGGAAAGAAAAGAUCCUCACAAUUGUCAACGAUUACCUGCGAUUAAGGUAUAUACUUUUGUCUCUUAAAUAUUUCCUUAACAACGUGUACGAAAUAAUUUUUUCUCACAGGACGAAGUACCAGGGAAGACACAAGAUCCGUUUUACGAAUCCCAAGAAAAUCACAAUCUUAUCGGAGUUGCAAAUAUUUUCUUAGAAGUGUUAUUCCACGACGUACGAUUAGAUUAUCAUACUCCGAUUAUUAGUCAACAAGGAGAAGUCGCUGGUCGACUGCAGGUCGAAAUAAGUCGUAUAUCCGGCCAAUUUCCUCAAGAUCGGAUUUGCGAGGCUGCUUCGGAAUCUUCCGCGGAUUCGACAUCCUCCGAAGCGGAGGAUUAUUCCGGAGGGUCUAGCCAUAUUACUUGUCGCGUAACGAUAAAGCAAGCCACCGGAUUGCCACUCUCGUUAAGUCAUUUUGUGUUUUGUCAAUACAUGUUUUGGAAUCAUCCAGAACCGAUAGUGGUUCCGCCAAUGAUAAACGCGGAGCUACCCAACUCGAAUUGCAUCACUGGACAGAGAGAUUCCUUGACAUUUAAGUUUGACGAUACAAAAGAUUUCACUAUACCCAUUACGGAGGAGUUUAUGGAACAUGCCGCUGAAGGAGCGUUGAGUAUAGAAGUAUGGGGCCAUCGCAGCGCAGGUUUCUCACGUAGUAAACCUGGAUGGGAAGUGGAACAACAACAAUUGGCAAAAGCUAGAUCGCUCGCUGACCGUUGGUCUGAAUUAACGCGAAAAAUUGAAUUGUGGGUGGAGAUACAAGAGCUCAACGAGCAGGGAGAAUACGCGCCCGUUGAAGUUGCAGUGAAGCAAGACACGUGUACAGGUGGUAUUUAUCAACUUCGGCAAGGCCAACAACGUCGAAUACAAGUUCGAGUGAAACCAGUACAAAAUUCCGGCACCUUACCGAUUAUCUGUCAAUCGAUAUUAAGCAUAGCCGUUGGAAGUGUUUCAGUACGAAAUCGAUUGCAAAUGCCAUUGGAUAGUUAUCAAGAUGAGGACUUGAGUAUAUUGAGAGAUAAAUGGAGCGAUGCUCUAAUGAGAAGACGACAAUACCUUGAUCAACAAAUUCAGAAACUCAUUAAUAAGCAAGACAAAACGGAACAAGACAUGGAACGGGAACAAAGUCUUGUGGAUCAGUGGGUCAGCCUCACAGAGGAACGGAACGCCGUUCUGGUUCCUGCGGCGGGUUCAGGCAUUCCCGGUGCUCCUGCCGAUUGGACUCCUCCUGCAGGGAUGGAGCCGCAUAUUCCUGUAUUAUUUCUUGAUCUCAAUGCCGAUGAUCUCUCAACGCAUCAGUCGGGAGAAGAAGUAUCAGUGACAGGAUUAAAUUCAAUCCUACCUAAGGAACAUGGAAAUAAAUUCUACAAUCUGCCUAUUAUUCGACAUUUAGAGAAAGACGUAUGUGCCAUUGCCGCUUGGGAUUCUAGUAUACAUGAUAACGUACAUCUCAAUAGAGUGACCGAUGCAAACGAAAGAGUGUUUCUAAUCUUGAAGACUACCGUUCGCCUAUCACAUCCAGCACCAAUGGACCUUGUGUUGCGUAAAAGAUUAGCUUUAAAUAUAUACAAGAGACAGAGCAUUACAGAUAGAAUUUUCAAGAGAAUUACUCGAACUGAUUGCUUGGCGCAAACCGGUGUUACUUACGAGGUAGUUUCAAACAUUCCGAAGGCGAGCGAAGAGCUCGAAGAUCGCGAGAGCUUGGCGCAGAUUGCUGCUAGCGGGGAAGAUAAUAGUUUAUGCGACGGAGAAACUUACAUAGAAAAAUAUACUCGUGGUGUAUCCGCCGUCGAAAGUAUAUUAACGUUAGACCGAUUACGACAAAGUGUCGCUAUAAAAGAAUUGUUACAAGCACACGGACAACCACUGAUGCGCAAGACUGCAAGUGUUCCAAACUUCUCUCAGAUUAUGAGAUUCGAUAUGUCAAUGGAUUCAUUGAAUGUUACUCGUUCGGAAAGUGUGACAGAUCUCAAUAUGGAAAAUGGUCUUCCGCAUCCGCGACGUGCAUCUAUAGGUCACGCAAGAAAUGACGAAAACUUUAUAUCUGUACCGCCAAAGCCAUUUGGAAUCGGCUCCAUUCUGAACUCAGCGAGACCAACUUUCCUGAAUCUGAACCUGAAUCUCAACUCAUUGACACGUCUUCAACAAUCUACCUCUGCCAAGUCAUCUCCGAACAUUGUCAGUAGUAAACUGGGUCCUCGUAUGACCACAUUACACGAGGAAAAUGUGGGGAAUCAAGCGUCUACUCCUAUCAACGACGAUGACGAGGAGAAAAGCGACGCCGAUUAUUCUGAAUAUGAGGCAUAUCAGGCUCCACCGAAACCAGUAAAGCCGCUAACUUCCUCACGCACGUUGGAUUCUUUGGUCGAGCUACAAUCAACGAAGAUCAAUACGCCAAGUAUGAGUAGCAGCGGAUACGGUUCUCAAGCUGUUUCCACGACAAAUCUUACAUCGGAAGAUUCCAUUUCUAUCAAAUCCAUCAGCGUGGAUGAGACUCCAGACCUUGAAUAUCGUAAUCUUCUCGAUAGUAAAAAACCCGAGAAAAUGGAUAGUUCCCUCGUCGAGGAAACACCCGAGGAGUACUUGAGCGAAGUAAAUUCUGCGUUGGAUAAUUUGAACAUUUCGCAAAGCGCUUGCACGGAGGAACAACACACUAGAAAAAAUCUGGAAGAAACGGGAACGUGCAUGGAUACUGAUAUCGAUAGCCCAAUUUCUUCUACAAAGAGUGAAAGCGAAACCAAUAGCAACAUGUUCCAUGUCGAGACUCAAAGAAAAAAUACACCCGCCGAUCAGAUUCUCAUCGUCAGUGACAGAAAAAACGAAAUGGAAAUCAGUCAAACCUCUAAUUCAGGAGACGAUAGUCCCAUGGAAGGGACUUGGAUUGUACAUACCAAACUGCCACCUGGCAAGGUCAUGCGAAGAAGAAAGACUUCUAAUAAUACAGGAAGGCCUACCAGUUCGCAUCAGAGAGCUUCGUUUCCUAUGGUCCGUCCACAACUUUCUGAGAGUAAAGCUGCAGUACAUUUGGAACAAACGCUACAACCUAAUAUGCCAUAUGAAAAUGGCGACAACAGCUCUUCGGAGAGAAUCGACGCGGAUGACGUUUGUGAUAAAAGUUCAGCGUUUGGUUCAAGGCACGAUUUAACUCGAGUGGAAGCUCCUUUACCAGACUGGAUCGUUGUCGGAGAAUCAGUUUUGGUUCGCCCUUAUAGUUAUUCCGGAGUUAUAGCAUAUGUUGGCCCUACAGAAUUUGCAUCGGGAAGCUGGAUAGGAGUUGAACUUGAUGCUCCGACUGGUAAGAAUGAUGGUGCUGUCAAUGGCCAUAGAUAUUUCACAUGUCGACCCAAAUGUGGUAUUUUCGUUAAGAUGGAUAAGCUAAUUCAAGACAGACGAGGAAGAGCGCUUAGAAGCUAUACCAAGCAAGAAUCUACACCAUCCACAUCAAUGCGCAGGAGUGUUAGCAAGGGCGAAGGAUUACAUUCCUUGCACCGAAGUCGCAGUCGAGGGGAAGGCCUCUCUACUACAGGUACACGUUCUUUUCCACGCGGCAAGUAAACACGGAUCACACACACACACAUACACACACACACACACACACUGCUUCACCAUUACUUCGUGUUAAUAAGAGCCACAACAACAUAAAUAUCCUAAUUGCUACAUGCCUAUAUGAUACAUAUGUAGCAGCAAUGUUUCAGUCCUUUAGACAUUAGGGCAGCUAUUGAUUAUUGAAAUUACUUAUACAGAAAUAUUUCAAAUACUAAAUCACUAAUGUAUACUAUACACACGAGAAGCAUAUGGAAUAUACUUUUCAACUUGUCAUGUCCUACGAGCAGCGUAUCCACCUCGCUACUUGAG
Wasmannia auropunctata (little fire ant) is the source of this 6547-nucleotide messenger RNA. It is a transcript of the gene Khc-73, whose product is annotated as kinesin-like protein KIF13B. NCBI's taxonomy places the organism in Eukaryota, Metazoa, Arthropoda, Insecta, Hymenoptera, Formicidae. Gene Ontology annotation, biological process: microtubule-based movement; cytoskeleton-dependent intracellular transport. Gene Ontology annotation, cellular component: microtubule; kinesin complex. The record is from RefSeq and is a predicted model, not a curated record. The transcript has 28 exons. Gene Ontology annotation, molecular function: ATP hydrolysis activity; ATP binding; microtubule motor activity.